AGGUCGGUGCGUGGUGUAUUGUGGACCGCAACGGUCCUACAGAACCGUAAGAAUAGUUAGUACUAUAUUUACUAGAGAUGACUAGUGCAGUUAGUGUGGUGCAGGCCACUAGUCUGAGUGGUGAAGGCUCGGACUGUGUGGUGCUCGUGACGUCAUCACUAGACCUGCUCUCCUCCAUCAAUUACGUAGCAGCUUCUGCUCCUAUAAAAACUGCCAUCAACGACCAAAUCGCCCUAGAUGCAUCAGCCGGCAAGGCGGGGUGCGUGGUGCGGGUGGCGGGUGUGGCGGGGGCGCGUGUGGUCUACGCACCCACCGGUCCGCUGGACCGCGACUACGAUGAUGCCCGGCGCUGGACCGAGGCCGCGGACGCCGGCAUCAAGAGAGCCUUAGGAUGCGGUUGCUCACGCCCCCUGCUGGUGGUGGUGGGUCCGCCCUCAUGGCGGUCCGCCGCCCUGCUGGCGGUGGUGGGGGCGCUGGACGCGGCGUACGUGCCCCUGGAGGUGCGCGAGGCGCGGCCCGACAAGCGCGUCAAACUCGCACAGCUCGCCGUGCUCGUCGCCCCCGCCGUCCUGAAGCUCGCGCAGCAGCUCGACGCUGCCAAGAGCGUGGCAAAAGACAUCGGGGGCAGCGACCCCGAGCGCAUGGCCCCUCCCCGUGUGGAGGAAUACGUGAGGCAAGUGUUCGGCCAGAGCUCCUGCGUCAGCGUGGAGGUCGUCAGCGAUGAUGAGGAGCUGUGUCAGCACUACCCUCUGUUCUCUGCUGUCAACAGAUGUGCCAAGGGCGUGGAGCGCCACCGCGGAAUCAUUAAUGAAUGCGUUGCGUCUGCGUCAGGUGGAAGGAGCGUUGUGCGUGGUGCGCAACAGCGUGGGGCGCGAUCAUUAAUGAAUGCGUUGCGUCUGCGUCAGGUGGAAGGAGCGUUGUGCGUGGUGCGCAACAGCGUGGGGCGCGACUGCUACGUGGCGGACGAGAUCAUCACGAGCAGAGCGGGCGUGCGCGUGCGCAUUGGCAACACGGACGCUGAGGGGCGCAUGGCCAUGGGUGAUGUGCUGGCCCGCAUGAAGGAGAGGGCCCUGGGGCAGCCUGAUCCUCACUUGUUCACGUGGGCGACGUUAACGGGCCACUGCUGCUUGGCGGUGGGCGACGGCUACACCGCCAUCAUGGAUAACGGGCCCGCCAGGGAGGCCGACGUCGCGAGGACCGUUCAAGAGGCGGGCGAUGCCAUCGCUGAGCCCGUCGAGGUCUCGACCAUCAGGCGGGAGGACUUCAGUUUCCACGCCGGCAAGAGCGAGUACGAAGACGUGCUGCAGUGCAACAACCAGCCGUCCUCACGCACCCCCCGGGGGCACCAGAGCCCCGCUGCCUUCCUCAUCCUCGCGUCGGGGCUGGACAAGCAUGGCCGCGACUCCGCCACUCCUCUCAAGUACAGCCACGUCGACAUCGCCGCCUCUUCGGGGCCUUUCCCUGGCCUUCCAACCGGGGCUCCAUUGAUGGCCUUCGCACGGGCCUUCUCUCCUGAGCUCUUUGAAUAAUUUCCUUCUCUCCAUGCUUACAUUUAUUGCUCUUUAAAUGGAAUAUUCUGCUGUUUAACUUGAACCCUUCACGGGUUAUCGUUCGCGCUACACGCGAAUAUUCUUAUGGUUUAUUGUUUCAACAAAAAUUUGCUAGGCCCUCUGGAAGACAUUAAGGAUAUUUUUUAUGUCAGUCGAAUAAUUCUUGCCAUUUACAUUAAAAAUGUCACGAGAUGUAGUGCUGGUAACAGCAGCCAAGUUCCAUCACUUGAUGCGAACACAUCUGUCAAGCCUCACGACUAACGUCGUUCUAUCUCAGAUCCACGACUGGCCUUGUAUUGUUAGAAAUUUUCCUCAAUUAUAAUCUAUGUGUUGAUAGUCGCAAAUUCACACGUCACACAGAUUGGAGUUUCGAUUCAGCUUUUGAACGGAUGAUUAUUGUUUGAACAUGAUUAAUUGAUAUCUAUAUUGUGAUAUUGCAGAGCUUAAUGCUUUUUUGGCAUUAACAUCGUCUGCUGGCAAGAGAGACUUAACUGUUGGCUUGUGGUUUGCAACGUGCCGUGAUCCACAAUCAUUUAAAUAUUCACAAUUAAUCCAUUAAAUAUAUUGCAUAGUGUCGCCAUUAAGCAUUUAUUUGGUACUUAUUACAAGAAACUUUUGAACCUACACAUUUUGCUAAUAAAUACAAAUAAACUGUGCUGCUUGUUCAGUACUGUAUCCGGUGCAGUGCGACAGAUCAUCUGGAGGCAGGUAUUACGGAGACCUAAGAUGCCUGGAAUCCGAUAGAUAUUUAAAGUUUAUACAAAGACGAUUUACAAUACACGGUGUCUGUGAUGGGUA
This is a messenger RNA of Hyalella azteca, 2348 nucleotides long. RefSeq names its product putative aminopeptidase W07G4.4 (gene Dip-B). Gene Ontology annotation, molecular function: metalloaminopeptidase activity; manganese ion binding. The record is from RefSeq and is a predicted model, not a curated record. The transcript has 9 exons. Gene Ontology annotation, biological process: proteolysis. The coding region runs from base 78 to 1529 and encodes 483 amino acids. Lineage: Eukaryota; Metazoa; Arthropoda; Malacostraca; Amphipoda; Hyalellidae. Gene Ontology annotation, cellular component: cytoplasm.